Molecule: messenger RNA, 4069 nt
Organism: Bicyclus anynana (squinting bush brown)
Lineage: Eukaryota; Metazoa; Arthropoda; Insecta; Lepidoptera; Nymphalidae
Gene: Ttd14
Product: TRPL translocation defect protein 14
Exons: 9
Coding region: 167-1813 (548 amino acids)
Biological process (GO): photoreceptor cell maintenance
Molecular function (GO): phosphatidylinositol binding; GTP binding; phosphatidic acid binding
Source: RefSeq, a predicted model, not a curated record
UCAAUCAUUCAUCAUUCAAUAUUCUUCUUCCAUUUCGUCGCGCGCCUACCAGGCGAUGCGCAGCUUGCUGUGAUGGUUUUAUUUAACAUUAUUAUAUAUUUUUCAAUUUUAUGAUAUUCACAUCUCGUAAUAAACCUUGUAGUGUAAUUUAGUUAAAUUUUUCUUUAUGCGUUUUGAAAAAAUGGCGAAUCAAUCCCAGAAAAUUAUGUACAAGCUGGUACUGACUGGAGGGCCUUGCGGCGGAAAAACCACCGGACAAUCUCGACUGAGUACAUUCUUCGAAAACUUGGGAUGGAAGGUGUUCCGGGUGCCGGAAACGGCUACCGUCCUCCUAAGUGGAGGUGUAAAGUUUGCAGACCUCAGUCCAGAAGAAGCUACAAAGUUCCAAGAGAAUCUGCUCAAGACUAUGAUUCAGAUUGAGAACACUUUCUUCGAACUGGGGCGAACAUGUCAAAGGAAUUGCCUGAUUAUAUGCGACCGAGGAGCCAUGGACGCUAGUGCAUUUAUAUCUAAAGAGAAAUGGGAGGCUAUGAUGAGCGCCAACAACUGGAACAGCGUGGAGUUGCGGGACAACCGGUACAACCACAUCGUGCACAUGGUCUCCGCUGCCAACGGCGCCGAGGAGUUCUAUUCCACAGAGGACCACGCGUGCCGUUCCGAAGGCGUGGAAUUCGCCCGAGAGUUGGACUACAACGCGGCGGCGGCGUGGAUCGGCCACCCGUACUUCGACGUCAUAGACAACUCCACCGACUUCGACAAGAAGAUGAACCGCCUGCUCGCGUGCGUGUGCCACAGAAUAGGCAUCGACACCGGCGACCGGCUCAACGUCAACUCGAAGAAGCGCAAGUUCCUCGUCAAGCCGCCCAUGCUGCCCGACGCGGAGUUCCCGCCGUUCCAGGACUUCGACGUCGUCCACAACUACUUGCAGAGCGACUUCCGCAAAGCGCAAGUGCGGUUGCGGAAACGCGGCCAGAAGGGCCACUGGUCGUAUAUCCACACGGUGCGGAAGUUCCAUCCCACGGGGCAGUCGGUGGAAGUGCGUACGCAGUUGACGCACCGCGACUACCUCAACAUGCUGCCGCAGCGCGACGACGCCCACUUCACCAUAUUCAAGAAGCGGCGCUGCUUCAUCUACAACAACCAGUACUACCAGUUGGACAUUUACAGGCAGCCCACGCACCCCAGGUGCCGCGGUUUGAUCCUACUAGAGACGUACAGCGCUCACGACCAAGACGCAUUGCUCGCCUCGCUACCAAAGUUCCUCACUAUAGAGAAGGAGGUGACCGGAGACCCUGCCUACUCCAUGUACAACUUGUCCCUCAAAGAGGACUGGAAGACCUCCAACAAGUAUUACACAGGCUCUGACUGUGAUUGGCAAGUUAAACGCUUAACCAAUGGCCACGGCGCGGACAAGGCUAAUGGCCACGCCGGUAAAUUGUAUGGACACGUUGAGAAAGUGAACGGGCAUGACGCUUACAGAACGAAUGGACAAGGGGGCAAGAUUAACGGGGGGCACGCCUGCAAAGUCAACGGCCACAGUGCAGAUAAAGUCAACGGACACAGUGCAGAUAAAGUCAACGGCCACAGUGCAGAUAAAGUCAACGGCCACAGUGCAGAUAAAGUCAACGGACACAGCGCAGAUAAAGUCAAUGGUUACAGUAAAAUGAAUGGUCACCACCACAUGAAUGGCCACCACCAAAUAAAUGGUCACGACCAGUUCAAUGGAGAUGUGCAUGCCAACGAAUUAGGCAAUUGCAAGAAUACCAACGGUGUAUCACCAAAGAUUCCCAAAAAAGAUGCUGUUAAAGUAUAAUUUUAUUUCCGACUUAGUUACGUUAUAUAUUUAAGGAAAUUAUCAUUAUCACUGUAUGGCAAAGUUACACCUCUUUUCUAUAUUAAACCGCUUAUCUCGAAAAGUACUGAAAGGUUUUUCUUUUUCAAGAAGUAUGUUAUUUUGGUAUGGCGGUUUCUUAGGAAGCAAGGGAUGUUACGAAGAUCGUUAUAGGAGUCAAAUAUUUUAAAAUUGAUGUUGAUGAAGUCGAAGUACCUCCAUACCUAUGUAAAAUAUGAAUUGAAUGUAAACUGAGCACCUCUAACUUGUAUUAAUAAAUUCGAUUAGUCGAUUUUAUUCUAUGCUAGAGUUGCUGUCAUCUAAAUCCAAUGCUAGCGCGUGUAAAUGUUAUAAUAAUGACUAUGCUGGAAAAUUGGUAGUUUGAAGUAUUAUGCUUUGGAUCAAAACUAGCUAAGUCAAUGUUCCAGUUUAUCAUAUUCAGAGUUGAACAUUCGUAACAUCCGUAUUGUAUAGUGGUUGCAAAAGGUCACUUUAUCGAGUUUGAAAUUGUGGUGUGGUUUGAUCUGCAGGCUUAUGAUGGGAUGUUGUAGAAUUUAAUAUACCACCUAUUUAGAAAUUUGUCAACUGCAUAAUGCGUAAAUAGCUAAAAACAUUAAUUUUUGUCACUAUCACUUUUGUAUGCAACACGUUUUAGGCGGUCAUUGGACCGAUGACAGGCUGACGGGUCAGCUUCUAUAAAUAAUAUAAAAUUCCAUUUUAUAACAUUUCAAUAUAUUGUACACCAAAUCUUAAAUUAUACGUAGGUAUAACUGUAGUUUAAGUACUUAAAAUGAAAUCGAAAUAUGAUAUCGCAAGUUUACUUGAUCUUUAUGUAUAUUCCUACAUAAUAUUGUGUAUUAAUUCAUAUGCCAAAUAAAGCAACUAUUUUUAUAGUAUUUCUUAACUACAAAAUAUUUUUCAUAUUGAUAAAAAUGCGAUGCGUCAAUAAAAAAAUUGCCGAUAAUUAAUGAAAUGUUUCAUUAUUUAUUCAAAGGUAUAAUUAAUAAUUUUAAUAUAGUUUGUGCCUUUUUAUGCAGUAUUGAAUUCUUUGAAUACAUUUUGCAUGUCAUAUAGUACUUAAAAUAUUGCUGUGAAAUACAUUAAUAGGUAUUGUUGCAGUGUAGCAAAGUUUUUAUUAUAAAGUCAAUUUUGAUCGAUUUUUUAAACCAUGUAGUUUGGCGUUAUUGGAUUUUGAAGUAAACAGUCGAGAAUUAAAUAAAUGUGUAAUCAUUUAUUGCUGCAUUACUUCUUAAAAUCCAAUGGUGCAUAAUCAGCCUUCAUACAAAAUUUUUCAACACAUUUGUGUGUAAAUUAUGGUUUUAAUGGACUAAGAUCCGGCAUGAAAGCAGUAAAAUAAAUAACAGAUGAGAGUAUAUAUUUCUUAUGCCAGAUCUCAUACUACUCAUACUAUUAUUUCUUAUAGAAACUUAUAAACAGCAUAGUUUAUAAUAUUAACUGAUUUAUAUUUUUCUUUUCAGAGAUUUAGUCCUUGCACAGUAGGGAAUUUUCAAACUUUUUGCAAAUGUUUUGAAAAAUUUUGUCAAAAUUUUAUAAGGAUCAUAAUUUAAUUACCAACUUACCAUAUUUGUAAGAUAAACAAUUCAAUUGAAAUUUCACACCUCAGUGUUGUUUAUUCACUAGUAAUAAUCAGAUUUUAAAGUAUUAAAGAUUAAUAAACGUACAAAUAGAAGCUUUGUGUAUUUUGAAAUACAUAUAUGAUAAUUUUGUAAAUGAAAAAUAUCUUAUCACAUAUACAUUUAUAGCAUCAUGUAGUGGCCUUUGAAGAAAAAUUAGCGAGCAAUAAUAAUAUUGAAAUGUAGAAAUGCUAUUUACUUAUUAUUUUUGAAUUUAAAUAGUACCUUUACUUAUAAGUGAAAUCUUAAAAUGUAAUUUAUAGAGUACCGGUCAUUUCUAGACUCUGAAUGAUUGUAACAGACAUGUCUGCUUAUGAACUAUCGUAGAGAUGCAUCUAAUGAGUAGCAGCAUUGUUAAAAGGCUGUGUUAAUUAAUAUUAUUAGAGCUAUCUCAGCUUAAAAAAUUAUGGAAAUAAUAAGUAAUCCUUAUAAGGUUGCAUGUGAUACAAAAAUGCUGUACUUAAUUUUUUUACACAAGAAUCAUUAUAUUGAGAAACAUUAGUCUACACAAAAGGUUAAUACUUUUUAGACAUUAAUCUCAAAAUUGCAUGUUUUACCUUUUAGCACUAGUUUCCUUGAAUAAAGACAAUGUGCGCCUGAAGAA